Molecule: messenger RNA, 2324 nt
Organism: Bombina bombina (fire-bellied toad)
Lineage: Eukaryota; Metazoa; Chordata; Amphibia; Anura; Bombinatoridae
Gene: PARP6
Product: poly(ADP-ribose) polymerase family member 6
Exons: 22
Coding region: 128-1981 (617 amino acids)
Biological process (GO): endoplasmic reticulum unfolded protein response
Cellular component (GO): membrane; endoplasmic reticulum tubular network; nuclear envelope
Molecular function (GO): protein serine/threonine kinase activator activity; NAD+ poly-ADP-ribosyltransferase activity; kinase binding
Source: RefSeq, a predicted model, not a curated record
GGAGCAGUAAGUUCCUGCCUUGUUGAGUAAGCAUGCCUGUGUGUGUAAUAAUGAUUGCACUGCUGGUGUGGGGGAAUUCAGACCCUCAGCCCUGAGACAGCUGCCAGGGGUUCACUCCACAGCACAAAUGGACAUCAAGGGACAUAGCUGGGCUGAUGAAGACUCUGAUGGGGACAAUGAAUGUGGCGAGUUCCUAUACGGGGUGCAGGGUACCUGCUGUGCUGAUCUAUACAGACACCCCCAACUAGAUGCAGAUAUUGAAGCUGUGAAGGAGAUAUAUAGUGAAAAUGCUGUGUCUGUCAGGGAAUAUGGAACCAUCGAUGAUGCUGAUAUCGACCUGCACAUUAACAUUGGAUUCCUUGAUGAAGAGGUAGCAACUGCUUGGAAGGUUAUCCGUACAGAGCCUAUAGUCCUACGCUUGCGCUUCUCCCUCUCUCAGUAUCUGGAUGGGCCUGAACCCACAAUUGAUGUUUUCCAGCCAUCAAACAGAGAUGAAUUUGGACUGGGGAUUCAGUUAAAAAAGAUUCUGUCCCUCUUUUCCUCUCAUCAGUGGAGAUAUCUCAGUAAUGAGGUUCUACGGUCCCAGCAGGAGAGGAGGCUUCGGUGGCUGAGAGUCAGUGGUAGUAUCAAAAGAUUCCGAGCUGGGCUAAGCAUCUUCUCCCCGGUACCUAAGUCUCCCAGUUUCCCUGGGGUCCAAGACUCAGUUGUCCGAAGUGGGCUUACAGCUACAGAUCUCCGGAGUAGUCUUGCAGCCUCAGAUCUCCGUGGUCCCCGCCUCAUGAACAGAUCAGUCUCCUGCACAUUGAGAAAUCCCAAGGCUGAGAUAUAUGGGCACACACAGGUCAGUGGUCACUGUAAGACAGCUCCCACUCUGGAGUAUGGAUUUUUGGUGCAGAUAAUGAAGUAUGCAGAGCAGCGACUCCCGACCUUGAAUGAGUAUUGUGUUGUAUGUGAUGAACAGCAUGUCUUCCAGAAUGCAUCCAUGCUCAAGCCAGCAGUGUGUACACGUGAACUCUGUGUCUUCUCGUUCUACACUCUGGGAGUGAUGUCUGGGGCUGCUGAGGAAGUGGCAACAGGAGCUGAGGUUGUGGGUCUGUUGGUUGCAAUGUGCCGGGCUGCUCUUGAAUCACCAAGAAAAAGUAUUAUUUUUGAGCCCUAUCCUUCAGUGGUGGAUCCCAAUGACCCCAAAACAUUAGCCUUUAAUCCCAAGAAGAAGAAUUAUGAAAGACUCCAGAAAGCCUUAGACAGUGUCAUGUCCAUACGGGAGAUGACACAGGGAUCCUAUUUGGAGAUCAAAAAGCAGAUGGAUAGAUUGGAUCCAUUGGCCCACCCUCUGCUCCAAUGGAUCAUUUCCAGCAACAGAUCCCACAUUGUUAAGCUGCCCCUGAGCAGGCAGCUGAAGUUCAUGCACACCUCUCAUCAAUUUUUGCUGCUCAGUAGCCCCCCUGCCAAGGAGGCGCGAUUCCGAACUGCCAAGAAACUCUACGGAAGCACAUUCGCCUUUCAUGGCUCUCAUAUUGAGAACUGGCACUCUAUUUUGCGGAACGGACUGGUGAAUGCAUCCUACACCAAACUGCAGCUGCAUGGAGCAGCAUAUGGCAAGGGUAUCUACCUGAGUCCCAUCUCCAGUAUAUCCUUUGGAUACUCAGGUAUGGGGAAGGGGCAGCACCGAAUGCCAUCCAAGGAUGAACUAGUGCAGAGAUAUAACAGGAUGAACACUAUUCCACAGACUCGAUGCCUCCAGUCUCGCUUCCUACAGAGCCGAAAUCUGAACUGCAUUGCACUGUGUGAAGUGAUAACAUCAAAAGAUCUUCAGAAACAUGGAAAUAUAUGGGUAUGCCCAGUGUCUGAUCACGUUUGUACACGUUUCUUCUUUGUGUAUGAAGAUGGUCAAGUGGGGGAUGCAAACAUUAACACUCAGGACCCCAAAAUCCAGAAGGAGAUCAUGCGUGUAAUUGGAACCCAAGUAUACAGCGGCUGAGGUGUGGAGACUUUGGGAUAAUUUACACAUAAGAGGGGUGAUGUCUAUCCCCUACAGGACCAAGACUAGGGGCAACUCUGCUAAUACCUCCGCGAACAGAGUGGAGGUGCUUUCUGAGAAAGAAGAGACCCAGUUUCACAUAGAAUUAAGAGUCUUGCACUGAACAAGAUCUCCUAUGGGACUAUAAGAUGUUCUUCAUGGAGCUAAUGCUGUUUUGAGACAUUACGUAUCUCAUUACCUUACCCAUGUCAUUGCCAACUCCUCCCCAUUAUUUCUCGUUUACAAUUUCUUGUUUAACAAAAAAAAGUGAAAAAAUAAAAAAAAUAUAAGAUUUUCUUUGAAA